CCACAUUUAGACAGACGUGCAAAAGACCCAGGAAGAACAUAAAAUGGACAGCAGCAUCUACAUGAUCCUUUUUCUCUUUCUUCAUGAAGUUUGUGAAUAUAAUUGCAGUGUUGCUCAUGUGGAUCAGGUUUUAACCGCUCAAGAGGGGGACAGUGUGUUGAUAUCUUGUCUUCUUUCAGAGAAUCAGGUACACCGAGCAUUAUGGUAUAAACAGGUUCUUGGAGAGAAACCUGUCCUAGUAGUGUCUUCAUAUCACUACUCUCAACCGAAUGAAUUUUCUCCAGACUUUAAAGAAACUCAACGAUUUCAUGCAGUGCGAACAGCUGGUAGUUUUAACUUAACCAUCCUGAGGACUUUGAAAUCUGAUUCAGGCACGUACUUCUGUGCCGCUGCCCUUGCCAACGUGGUUUCCUUCGAGACUGGAACUAUUCUGAUGGUUAAAGGUGCAGACCUACAAACUGCUGUUAUACAACAGCCUGUGCUUGGUGUUAUCAAGCCAGGAAGCAAUGUGACUCUGCAGUGCUCGGUGCAAGUGAAAAUGUGUGAUAAAGGAGUACAACUAGUCUACUGGUUCAGACAGGGUUCAGACACAGUCCAUCCAGGAAUGGUUUACACUCAUGGAGACAGGAACGACGAGUGUGGAAAGAACUUGGCAGCCUCCACUUCUAAAGCGCAGAGCUGUCUCUACAACCUCCCCAAGAUGAACGUGGGUCUCUCUGAUGCUGGAAUGUACUAUUGCGCUGUGGUAACUUGUGAAGAAGUUGUAUUUGGAAACGGCACAACGUUGGUCAUUAAAGAUGAAUUUAAUAAUGAGAGUCUGCAGUAUUUUAUUGUGAUUGGCCUUGCAGUGGCGUUUACAAUCAGCCUUAUCAUCAAUCUGAUGCUCUGCUUACCAAUGAGAAGAAAAGUUAGAACGCCUCAACAAAUCCUGACUACUAAUGACGAUACAACCAGAGUUGAGUAUGACAUUAACUAUGCUGCCCUGAACUUUUCCACAAAAAGAGGUCAGAGAAAGAGGACCUCAGAGGAGACGGUGUACUCUAGACCCAUGUUGCGCGAUAAUAUCUGAAACCUAUUGCCUCUGAUUGUCGAAUCACAUCAUAUUUAACGCAAACUCCAGGAGUGCAUUAAAAAAUACAGCAUAUUUGUGACUCUAAUGAUAAAACUUCCUCUGCUUAUUAUGCAACGUGUUAAACGUGUUAACAUUUCUGUAUAAAAGAAACAACGUGCAAAAUUAUAUAUAAAAAAGCAUAACCACAUCCUGUUAGGGUAUAUGUGAAAGUAGUGUGUUCAUCAACUUGAAUAAACAUCUCAACUUUUUUUAGGUCAACCUUCUCUAAUUCAUUUAUUCAUCCCCAACACUGUAUGGUUACUUCCUCUACAACGCAGCAUGUGUGUUAAAUAGUUCAUCUCAAUGCUAUGCACUCGAUUUGACCUUCCGCUUCCAGUAAAAGUAGUACAGGAGAUAUCAACUAUAUUUAACAUAUCAUUCAAGUCAAGUUACCUUUAUUCAUAUAGUGCUUUAUACAAUACAGAUCGUUUCAAAGCGUGAUAACAGAAAAAGUGAAUAGUUUCAUUGUUCAGUUGAAGUCAGUUCAGUGUAGAUUCAGUUCCAUGUAAAGAUAAUCAGUAACUCAAUAUUUUCAUGUUUUCUGCAGAAAACAGUGAUGUCAUCGUCCAUCUCAGUUCAGUUCAGUUCUCCAAUAGUGUCAGUGGAGUCAAAUCAAUAAUAUUGUUGACUAUUAAGUGUCCCCGACUAAAGAAUCCUGCGGCGACCUCCUUCUUUACUCAUCAUGCUCAGACUGCCGAGAAAUAAAUUCAACAUGAGUCAGCACUUUUAACACAUUUUACUUCGGUAAUAAUGUGACAUACUGUAUUUGGAGAAAAAGAGAUGGUGCAUUUUUGAGGUUAAUUUCCAUGCAAAUCAUAGAACUGGUUUCCAUAGUUUCAGCGGAAGACUUGUCUUCUUCUUUGGAAUAGUAAAAGUACAUUUUCUUUGGAAUAGUAAAAGUAAAUUUGGAUUAGAUUUGGAUUAAUGCUGACCAGACAUUUUUAUUUCCAAUACGAGAACAGGAUGCACCUCACCUGAAAAAGUCACAUGACAUAUUAAAACAAGAAAAAAAAUCAAAGACAGGACUUGCUUUUGUACAUUGGCAAUUGAUUGGAUGGUUGUGGUUUGCUAUUGGUUGAUCUUAUGUGAGUGACAGGUUUCCCCGCCCUCGCACAGUAGUACACGUCAUUAGAGAAGAGAAAAAUGAUGUGCAAUGAUAAAUCAUUU
Molecule: messenger RNA, 2278 nt
Organism: Pimephales promelas (fathead minnow)
Lineage: Eukaryota; Metazoa; Chordata; Actinopteri; Cypriniformes; Leuciscidae
Source: RefSeq, a predicted model, not a curated record